AUGGAACAAAACCAUAUACUAGGAAAUUCAAAUUCGGAAUCCCCGAAUUUCCAAGGCUCAGCAGAGACCAUCUCAAUACCCCAAAAUAAUCACAAUUUAACUAAAAAUUGCAGCUUAGCAGAGCUGCCAUAUCAAAACCACCAAGAAAUAGUUCACCUCUCUGAACAGCAGCAAAAUAUCAAUUAUCAAGGAGCACAUAACAACAAAUGCGACAUCGGAGAACUUAAAAAGAAUCCAGAACUGUAUCGUAAAAUGCUAAACGAAGUAAUAAAACUUGAAAACGAAAAAAUAAGGCCCACAUCUUAUCUGCUUCGCUUCCGUAUGCAUUAUAAGACUUUAUUUGAAGAAAAACUUGUGGUUGUAGGGGGUGAAGAAUUUUUGGGUGAUUGGGACCCGAAUAAAGGACUUGAAUUAGAAUGAAGGGCUGGGGAUUAUUGGGAGAUUUCUAUACUAAUUGGAGAAGGCGAACUUCCGGAAUUCGAAUAUAAGCUCUUUUAAAUCAAAAAAAAAUAUUAAAGUUAUUGCAGAUUUAAAAAAAAAAUAGUAAAAUUAUGGCUAAUAGCCCAAGACAAAUUAAUUAAAAAAGAAUAAAUAUGUUUGCCUCAAAAGAAACCACGCUUUGUGGGAAAACGGGCCAAAUAGAAUUUUUAAAAUCAGAGAUGGGGUAAAGAAAGGCUCAACUUUAUUUUUCAAUAAAGAAGACUGUUGACAAAAAUAA
Molecule: messenger RNA, 718 nt
Organism: Blepharisma stoltei
Lineage: Eukaryota; Ciliophora; Heterotrichea; Heterotrichida; Blepharismidae
Source: the annotation of a GenBank genome assembly